Pomacea canaliculata is the source of this 1431-nucleotide messenger RNA. Its product is annotated as immune-associated nucleotide-binding protein 12-like. The record is from RefSeq and is a predicted model, not a curated record. Lineage: Eukaryota; Metazoa; Mollusca; Gastropoda; Architaenioglossa; Ampullariidae. The transcript is spliced from 2 exons. Bases 4 to 723 code for a protein of 239 amino acids. Gene Ontology annotation, molecular function: GTP binding.
AAAAUGAGUUCGAACCAAGGACAUUCGACAAGAAUUUUGAUCAUCGGGAAAACAGGAAAUGGCAAAAGUUCUCUGGGGAACAUCAUCCUCCGCCAGAAGAUGUUUGCUGUUGGGACUGGGAUGGCGUGUACGACGGUAUCCACGGCAACAAGAUCGUCAGCAAGGAAUGGCAGGAUUAUUGAAGUGACCGACACACCUGACCUAAGCAACCAGUACCACACGGUCUCUGAAAUUCAAGCGGAAGUGAAGAAGUGGAAGGGUGACCCCGAGACGACCCCAGACGCCGUUCUGCUGGCUGUUCGCUGUGAUGUUCGCUACACGGCCGAGGAGUUCGCCAUCUAUCAGCAAGUGAAGGAGAUAUGGGGUCGCGACCUUUGUCGGCGGCUUGUGGUGGCCUUCACCUUUGGAGACCGGCAAGACCGUGACCUUGGUGAGGAGCUCGGGACCGUUUGUCGCGAACUGAACAGCGUGUUGAACGACGCCUCGGGUAGGUACGUCCUGUUCCACGGACCAACGAGCUCUCGGAAUGAAGAAGCAGUCGAACUGUUAUUGAAAACAAUUGAUAACUUACCCCAAACUACACUGUGGGUGAUUUGGAAAGGAUGUGGAGAUGUUCUACUAUUCAUAUGGUAUUUGAUAUUAUGGAUGCUGCAGGCUGUAUAUCAAUGUUUUCGGGGCCUCAUCGGGGGCUGGAAUAGAAAGCCUCCCUAUAGGCCGUUGUAGUAAUAAAUAACAACACUGCUUAAGAACUCACAUUUAAAGACCGUUAAACUGUGCAGCAGUAAUCUUAGUUUAGUGUUCAAGUACUUCAUUGUAUGUUGGUUUUCUACAUCUGUUAUCAAGAUAAGUUUGAUGUGACAUCUCGACUAAUCAUUUACUAUUUUAUCAGUGGAUCUAAUAAGCUGGUCAACACCAACACCUAGGUAACUGUGAGGUCCUAUAGUGUUAAAAGUCUAAUAAUAGACACUGUUCUAAUAAAUAAUUAUCUCAGGUACAAGAAGACAGGUAAGCUUUACUGUGGCUCGAAAGAGUCCGCUGUUAGAACUGAUGCUAUAUUUUACACCUAUAGUAUUAGCCGCGUUAGGUGUAUAAAGACCUGUGUUGUACCUUUAUAAGCAAGAAAAACAUAGCUAAAAUGUAAACUUACUUUUUAAAACUGUUUUGUAAGGGUUAUUUAUUGAUCCAAAUAAAAACCACUCAAGUAUAUAUUACAGUUGAAUGAUUGUAUCAUUAUUUCGUCAUUUUUAUUCUCAUCAUCUUUCAACAGGUUAGUGUAUUGAAAUAGUGAAUGUUGGCGCGCGAGACAGAACUUCUUUCCCACACCUUAAUGUAUUUUUAAGAAACGAAUGCUGAAGUAUUGCCACCAAUAGAAAUUUUUCAGAAAUGAGGUCAACAGCAGAAUAUUUCAGAGAAAUAAAAGUUUUGGCUGAA